AUGAGUGAAUUUGGACACAAACGAAUUCACAGCCCUGCUGCUUUCAAAGCCUCUUCCAAAACCACAUCAAGAUCAGCUUCAAGAGGUCCAGGAUCUGAUGAUCAAGACCAUGAUGGAUUACUAAGUGACAUCAACUUUGGUAAUUUGGAUGAAAUCAUUAGUUUAAGAUUGAAUACAUUAUUAAACGAUGAUGAUAAUAACUCUAGUUCAGCGAAAGAUGGAUCCAAGGAUACUGUUAGAUUGAAGUUAAACUCAAUUCCAGAAAUUAUCAAAACUUUACAAAAAUCAAGAAAUGAAGUUUCUUCAAAUGAUCGUGAAUUAUUGUUGAACCAGUUAUACAAUUUAAUUAUUAGAAAACCAACAUUAGAUUCAGAUUAUGAUGACUAUGAAUAUGAACAAGACUUGCUCAACUUACUUAAAGUCUUCCAAAGUGCUAAAUCAAAUGAAUUAGUCUUGGCUGAUAGAGCUAUAACUGCCUUUAUAAUUUCAAAUAUUGAUGAAGCUGGUGCAGUUUAUAGUGAGGAUAAAUCAAUGAACAUUUUAAGCUUAUUAGAGAAGAAAAUUGCUGAUACAAACAUUCCAACUUCUUCAAGACAAUAUCUAAUAUAUUCAUACACUUCAUUAGCAUUAGUAAUUUAUGAUGAAUCAAGUGGGUAUGGUGUUGAUGAAAUGUUUGAAUUUUUGUUGGAAACUUUGUUAGGCUUGGCUGCUGACAUUGGUGAAAAUAUAUCUUUAAUAACUGCAUUGGUGUAUGGAUUAGGUGCACUUUUGACAGUCUUGGUGGAACAUUCCAAUUUGAACGAAUUAAUUGAAAAUAUGGUUGAUUCUACAGUGGAUUUGUUAACUGAUUGUGACUACUUGGAAGUUACUAAACCAAUGGCAAUGCUAUUUGGUCUUGCCUAUGAAAUCUAUAAUUAUGAUGAUGAAUUGGGUGAAACUCUUGAUGAUGAUUUUGAUCCAUUAGAUGAUGCUUUACCUUUUACCAAUACUUAUCAGUUAACCACUAGACUAGAAGAAUUAAUUAAAAGUUCGAGCAAGAAGCUAUCCAAGAAGGAUAAAAAGGAAGGUAGAUCAUUAUUUAGAGAUGUUUUAACCACCAUUAACUUCUAUUCUGAUAAAGAAGCAAGAUUAAACAAACUAUCGUCAAAGAAAUUGAAUGUUGAAGAUGAUUAUGCAAGUCAAGACGAGUUAGUCCUUUCCCAUAUCAAAUUGAGUAAAUCAAGAUCAUUAGCUGUUAAAUCAUGGUUUGCAUUUUUCAGAUUGAUUCAAUUGAAAUGGGUUUUUGGUUCAGGAAUUCAUACACAGUUAGCAAAUAAUUCUAGAUUAUCCAAGAUAAUAAGAGAUAAACCAACAGGUGAUUAUGCUAAUAAGUUUAAGUCCAAUAAUGAAGAAGAUGAGGAACCUGAAUAUUGGACGGAUUCAAGACAAAACAAAUUGACACAUAAAAAGAAGGAUUUGGCAAUUGAUCAUAGAAGAAUGGAGAAACUUCACAUCAGCCUUGAUCAAACAGGUGUAUUGGGGGAUGAUGAAGGUGCCUAA
Molecule: messenger RNA, 1539 nt
Organism: Hansenula anomala
Lineage: Eukaryota; Fungi; Ascomycota; Saccharomycetes; Phaffomycetales; Wickerhamomycetaceae
Exons: 1
Coding region: 1-1539 (512 amino acids)
Source: RefSeq, a predicted model, not a curated record